AUGUCGGAUAUAUCCUACACCAACGGCCUUGAAGCCGGCACGUCCAACUCAGCACAACAACAACAACAACAACAACAACAACAACAACAACAACAACAACAACAACAACAGCAGCAGCAGCAGCAGCAGCAGCAAUCCUUGCACCAACCUCGUCGCUCCGAGACAGGUCAGUCCGAGGGUGGAAGCUCCUACUAUUCCAACGCCUCUGAUGGCGCCGACGAGCUGCCUCGUGCUGCUGCAUCUAUGACGCUCGCAGGCUCUUCUCAAUCAUCGCCAGCUGGUCCUUCCGGCUCACAGAAUCGUCUUCAACCUCCCUCGACAUCUGUUUUAUCCGCUGCUGCUGGCGGUGCCGGCGGCGUGCCCAUGUCGCAGUCGCGUUCGCACGAACCUGCCACUGCAGCCAACGUCACUGACGAGAUUGCACAGCAACUACCACUACGCCCAUCAACGUCAUUUGCGGACAGCCUUGCUACAGACUCGCUUGGCUCACGCAGUCGCGCAGACAUGGACAGGAUCAAGAGCCGCGCCGUCGAUCCAGGUUGGAGCUGGGAAAAGGAAAAGGAAAAGUACGAUCUCGCCGGCUCCAUCCGCUCCAACAGCCUCGAGUCCAGACCUAACCUACCUUCGCGUGGCUCUUCUCGAUUUGCACCUCGUAUCGAUACGAGCAGCUUUUCCCGAUCCACCGACGCCGCUGAACCUACCUCAGCUACUCGCUCCGGGCUACUGUCCAAUGUCGCCUCGCCUCAAAACGCACAACCGCCUUCCAACGCCAUCGCGGGAAGCACGCAAGAUCGUCCAUCGCCUGUCUCCGCCGUGGCCGCACCUCUGAAUGUAGGUGCAAACACGGCUGGUGGUCCCGCGCAAUCCAGCUCACCAGCCCUCCUGCAAGACCAGCAGAAACCAUCUCAACCCUCCUCCUCUUCCUCCUCUGGCGGCACCUCGAGACGACGCGAUCAAACCUGCCAAGCGUGUAGCAAGGUCAUGACCGGCCAAUUUGUUCGAGCUCUCGGCAGCGUCUACCAUCUCGAUUGCUUCCGCUGCAAUGACUGCAACAAGGUCGUCGCCGCCAAGUUCUUCCCCGCCACCGACGACAUGGUCGACUCGUCCGGCACUGGACGUCUCUUCCCACUCUGCGAGACCGACUAUUUCCGCCGUCUUGAUCUCAUUUGCGCAAAGUGCAGCGGUGCGCUCAGAGGCAGCUACAUCACCGCUCUUGGCAAAAAGUUCCACGUCGAACACUUCACCUGUUCCGUCUGCCCCACCGUAUUUGGUCCGCAAGACAGCUACUACGAGCACGACGGUCACGUCUUCUGCCACUUCCAUUACAGUACGCGCUUCGCCAUCAAGUGCACCGGCUGCAAGACCGCCAUCCUCAAACAAUUUGUCGAGAUCAACCGCAACAACAACGACGAGCAUUGGCAUCCAGAGUGCUACAUGAUCCAUAAAUUUUGGAACAUCAAGCUCUGUCCCACCGGAUCCACCCCCAAGGAUGGCGCUCAAGCCUUGGCCGAGGUGGCUGCCGCCGACAACGACACCGACAGCCCUCAGCCCGGCCAAGGUGAAGCUGUCGAGUCCGCACCAGGUCAAGCCGCUCCUUCGCGCACUGAGCCAUCCCCCGAUGCCACCGAAAUCGAGGCUUCGGAGACGCCCUCAAGCCUCAAGCACAAGCAGAAGCAGAUGGAGGAGCGUGUCUACCGCAUCUGGACCGUGCUUUCUGCUUUCGAAGAGAGCUCGGCAGCGUGCAUCUCCGAAAUGCUUCGCCACGUCAGCAGCGGUCGCUAUCUUGGCGGUGUCCGCAUGGCUGAAAAGUUCAUCCUGCAUGUCGAAAUUCUCUUCUCUGCCAUCGACGACUUGGAAGCCAAUUUCCGCAAGGAGGAGGCCAAAGGCAUCUCGCACAUCCGUGAAGCUAGGAUGCUGUGCAAGAAGAUCGUCAACUUCUUCUCCUUGCUCUCGCACACCCAGGAAACGGGUGCUAGGAGGAUGGGCAUCACGCAGGAGCUCCUGUCUCUCGUCACAGGUCUCGCGCACUACCUCAAGAUUCUGAUCCGCAUCGCUCUCACGGGCGCUCUGAAGCUCGACCGCGAAUACGGCAACGAAGAGGCAUUGCACUGGUUCUUGAGCCAAUUGGCCUUCUCCGCCAAACUCGGCAGCAUCACGGCCGACGACAAGCAAGGCACGCAGCCACCCAACACCAACACUGUCGGCCCUGAUGGAAAGUGGUACGGUUACCGUUCUCUGCCUCGCUCCACCAGCUCCGGUUCCAGCGAGAACGGCGAGGCAGCUACCGAUCUCUGCGUUGCGUGCGGAUCGACUGUAGAGGAAGAGUGUCUACGCAUGGGCGUCAAUCUGCGAUGGCAUUCGAAUUGUCUCAAAUGUUCGACGUGCCAGCGACCGGCUUUGCGCGAAGGCGCGUCAACGAAAAAGCAACCCGAGCCAGUUCCAGGCGCACCCGAGCCAUUGCCAGCCUCGCAUUACGGCCUCGAGUCAAAGCGCAGGCAGGCGGAUGGCAGCGUUAGCAGUCAGAACGGGUCGCGUUCGGUGUCGUCCACCUCUUGGUCGCACGCGUGCUUCUGCCCCAAUUGUGCAGGCGGCAGACAGCUGCGCUCGGGCUUCGAGGCGGUUACCAGGCUGGAACAGUAUGCCUUCCUGCUGCGUGUCGCUCUCAAUCGACUCUUUGCGCUGUUGCGCAAGCGAGGUGUUGUUCCGCCAUCGCCGACAGUGACGGCAUCACGCCAACUGGGCGAAGCGGACGCUUCGACGUCGAGCGCGAUCACGCCAGCCGAUGCGGACCAAGAAGUGUCGAUGCACGAGGCGUACCGGGACUCGCAGGAUAUAAAGCGCAUGAAGUCGGUCAAUCUCAAUCGCAAGUUGUCGACCAAAGCCAGGGUGCCGCGCAUCUCUACUGUGGUGGGUAGUCCUUCGGGACGCCAAACGACGACGUCGGACAUGCAGCGGCCUUCUCCCUCAGACUCGAAUCUACAGACCGACAGCAGGCAUUCGCCACGCUACGCUAGUCCCGGCUCGUCGCCAAGGGAGCCCAGCUCACCCUUCCAGCGUGAAGGCGGAUCAUCUCGAGAGCCUUCACCGUCGAGUCGCCCACGACAAGCACAGCAGCAGCAGGGUUAUCAGCAGCAGCAGCAGCAGCAGCAGCAGCAACAGCAACAGCAACAGCAACAGCAACAGCAACAGCAACAGCAGCCGCACAAACAGCAGCAAGUGUUCCAACCGGUGCAGCAGCAUUUGCCGUUUGCGCUCCCUCCUCAGCAGCAGCCUCCGCAGCUUGGUGUUGGUGCUGCAGGACGUUCCGGAUCGCCCUCAGCCAUGGAACUUGGCUCGAUCGUGCCUAUUCGACCGGCUUUUGCACGCCACAACACCGAUGUCAAGAUUCGCGAGGAUGGGCCCAUGCGACAGCCUUCAGGUGACGAAAUGCUGCGCGACACGAGGAGCGAGGACGGCAUCACCCUCGCCGACAUUCCGCACAUCUUGGAGGCGGAACAGGCGCGAGAACAACAUCGACCGCUGCCAAGCGAAGGUGCGCGCUGCAUCUCGGAGCUAUCUGCUCUGGAGCUGUUCAUCGUCAAGCACAUGGCUGUGAUGUACUUACAGCAGUCGGCAUUGCGAGACCACGUCAACCUGGACGAUCUGAUCGAAUUUAUCGAGACGCGAAAGAACACGUUCUGGGGCAAGAUCUUCAAAGGUGGCAAGGACAAAAAGGAGAUCAAGAAAAAGGGUGUGUUUGGCAUCCCACUCGAGAUCCUCGUCGAGCGCAACGGUGCCGAUUCGACGUUGGGUGCCAGCGCAGCGCAUUUGCGCGUGCCUUCGUUCAUCGACGAUGUCAUCUCGGCCAUGAAGCAGAUGGAUUUGUCGGUCGAGGGUAUCUUCCGCAAGAACGGCAACAUCCGUCGACUCAAGGAGCUCUCGGAAGCGCUGGAUCGUGAUAGUUCGUCGGUGAAUUUGCUAGACGACAAUCCGGUGCAGCUGGCCGCGCUUCUCAAGAAAUUCUUGCGCGAAUUGCCGGAUCCGCUCAUGACAUUCAAGCUGCACAAGCUGUUUGUCAUGUCGCAGAAGCUCGAGUCCGAGGUGGAGCGCCAUCGCAUCCUGCACAUGGUGACGAUCUUGCUGCCCAAGGGCCACCGCGAUACUAUGGAGGUGCUGUUCGCUUUCCUCAAGUGGGUGGCGUCGUUUUCGCACAUUGACGAAGAGACGGGCAGCAAGAUGGACCUGCCCAACUUGGCGACGGUGAUCUGUCCGAACAUCUUGUACAGCAAGGGCACGGAUCCGACCAAGGACGAGACGUUUUUGGCGAAUCGGGCGGUGUCGUACCUGCUCGAGCAUCAAGAUGAGAUCUGGAAGGUACCGGAGGAGCUCGAAGCUGUGUUGCAGGAUAAGGAUCUGAUGAGCGCUUCUGCGGAUCUUACGUCGCGCGAUAUCUUGAAGAAGUGCGAAAAGUACGCGAGGCUGCGCCAGCAGCAGCGUAGUGGUGUGGGUAUGGGACGCAACGGCAGUGGUGCUGGGGGACCGCUUCACUCGGGAGAAUUGCAUAACCGACAUCGACCGGACGUGCACCCGCCCACAACGAUGCGUCAGGUGCAGCAGCGCGAACAGAUGAUGCUCCAGCAACAAGCGGGCCACAGGCAGUAUUCGAGCGGCAAUGGUGCGUCGACGCCGCUGGGCACCGAGUUCUCACGUAGCCCGGAUAAGCAGGGUCCGUGGUCCGCAGGUGCGGUGCCACCGCCGGCGGGGUUCAGCAUGAGUCCGACCGACCGUGCACCGCUGAGCAGCCAGACGAACACUCCGCAGAAACUUGGCACCUCAGCCCAGGCGAAUGGAGGUUUCUAUCAAGGUCAAGGCUUUGCUCAGCAGCAUCAGCAUGUGAUGCGCUCUCAGCCCAGUGGUGGGUUCCAAUCGCAGAACUACGGCUAUUCGCCGCCGCCACAGCAGCAGCAGCAACAGUCGACAUCGCACGAUCCAGCAUAUACUCGAUUCUACCGCAACCCGAAUGGUAGCGGCGCCAGCGCUGUCGAGCAAAACUCUUCUUAG
Molecule: messenger RNA, 5040 nt
Organism: Sporisorium graminicola
Lineage: Eukaryota; Fungi; Basidiomycota; Ustilaginomycetes; Ustilaginales; Ustilaginaceae
Exons: 1
Coding region: 1-5040 (1679 amino acids)
Biological process (GO): actin cytoskeleton organization; signal transduction
Cellular component (GO): cytoplasm
Source: RefSeq, a predicted model, not a curated record